Messenger RNA from Thlaspi arvense, 977 nucleotides. NCBI's taxonomy places the organism in Eukaryota, Viridiplantae, Streptophyta, Magnoliopsida, Brassicales, Brassicaceae. The record is from the annotation of a GenBank genome assembly.
UAUCUCUCUUACAGCUUUCAUGGAGCUCUUUCUUGCCUUGUGUCAAAUAAAUCUUGGUAUAAAAAAGAACUCACAAGGGUUUCUUGGGAAACGGGUAACAAUGGUUACUCCUCUGCUUCCAUGAAAAAUCCAGAUAGUUCAAUAGCUUAUUUGGUCUGAAACUGUAUCGAUAUUUUAUUGUCCUAUUUAGGAGUUCGAUUGAAUUCCUCUCCCGGAGGCUUAUGCAAAAAUGAAGGAGACAUAGCUUGAUCGGAUUUUGCGGUCUUGAUCGAAACUCUUUCGUAUAUGUUUUCCGGGGAAGAUAGAAAGAAAUGAAUUGUUUCUCGUGUUUUUAUUUCUACGAGAAGAAAAUUACGAGAAAUAUCAGCUGUCAAAGGAAUGGUGAAUUAGCCAUUAAAGAAGACAAGAAACCACAAAAAGUACACUCCGAGACUGGAAAGGAAGAGAGUAAGAACAUUGAUACAACCAACAUAGCGGCGCUAACAUUUACCUUCAGGGAGCUAGCAACAGCUACCAACAACUUCAGACAAGAAUGUUUGAUCGGUGAAGGCGGUUUCGGUAGGGUUUACAAGGGAAAGCUCGAGAAAACCGGACAGGCACAACCUGUAUUCAAGGAACCGGGCAGAUUCUCGGAAUUAGCGGAUCCACUUAUGGAGGGAGUGUUCCCGGAGAAAUCUUUGAAUCAGGCGGUGGCAGUAGCCGCCAUGUGUCUACAGGAGGAAGACUCGGUCCGACCAGUUAUGAGUGAUGUUGUGACGGCGCUGGAUUUUUUGGGAACCGCUACAGAAUGCUCUGAAAAUGUCACUCGAGAAAAGCUCGACGACGUCGUAGAGAAUGUGGAGGCGGCAGAGGAUGAGCGGGAACGUGCGGUGGCUGAGGCCAUGGAGUGUUCUUCUUGAUUUUUUUUUUAUUUUUAUUUUUUUUGUCAACAACAUGAAUUAGAAAAGAAACAAAAGUCAUGCAAGAAACACUAUAAC